Molecule: messenger RNA, 468 nt
Organism: Orbilia oligospora ATCC 24927
Lineage: Eukaryota; Fungi; Ascomycota; Orbiliomycetes; Orbiliales; Orbiliaceae
Exons: 3
Coding region: 1-468 (155 amino acids)
Source: RefSeq, a predicted model, not a curated record
AUGAGCAGCCACUACGAUUCCCUCCUCCAAGCGGCCGAAUCCCUUUGCAAUGACUUUGCUACCAAAGCAGAUCCGCCAUCAAUGUUCUCCCAUUUCGCUUCCACAGUCACCGCCUUCGAACAUGGAGACCCACACUUUGCACCAUUUGUCGGGCGUGAGUUUAAAGGCCUAGACGGAAUGAAAGAAUAUUUUGGACUUCUAGGGAAGUAUCUAGCAUACGAAGACAUGAGCUUUGGAGAGUACUUUGUGGAUGAGAGGCAAAAUAAAGUCUCGGUCAAGGGGAAAGGAAGGUUUACUUGGGUGCCUACGGGUGUUAACUGGGACGAGGGCUUUACCUACACCCUUGAUUUUGCUAGUGAAGAUGGCAAGCUUAAGGUUUCAAGGUAUCAAGUAUGGGCAGAUACUGGCGCCCUGUACCUCGCAAGACUAGGCCAAAAUGUCGAAGAUAUCCCAGCCAUAUCAAAAUAA